AUGCGACAGCAUAAUGAGGACCAGCAGCAAGAUGCGCAGGAACAGCAACCCUCUCAACCACAACAACAGCAGCAACAACAACCCGGACCCAACACCCAACUCGCCACCGCCCUCGCCCAGUCCGACACCUCCGACCUCGUCACCUCUGUCAACAUCCCCUCCGACCCCCAUGCCGUCCUCCCACCACACCACCCUGCCCUCUCCCUCCUCUCCAACAGCAGCCUUGUCAUCCAGCGCCAGAUCGAGAUGAUGAACCUCAUCAUCGGCUUCGAGCAAGCCAACCGCUACGUGAUAAUGAACGGCACGGGAGAGACGCUCGGCUACAUCGCAGAACGCGACCACGGACUCGGCAGCGCCUUUGCGAGGCAAAUGUUCAAGACGCAUCGUAGUUUCACCACCCACAUCUUCGACGCGCAGGAGAAGGAGGUGCUGAGGAUACACCGGCCGUUCGCAUACAUUAACAGUCGGAUACGGAUAUACGAUCCAAUACCAGAGGGUGGGUAUGAUGGAGAAAAUGCGGCGGAGAGGAGUACUGCAUUGCAAGGCACCUCCGCCACCUCAGCUGUGCAACCAGGCUCAACUGCUCAAGUCUCCCCACUCAAGUUGGAGGAGAUGCGCAUCAUUGGCGAAUGCCAACAAUCCUGGCACCCUUUCAAACGGAACUACAACCUCUUCACCUUCCGCCCACUCACGCCUCCACCAACUGCAUCCUCCCAACCUCGCCUCGAAUCCGGCGACCAGCCCAACACAACCUCCACCGCUCUAACCGAAGCCUCAGUACCAGACCAAGCAAUCGAAUCAGGCAUGUCCCAAUUCGCCCACAUCUCCGAACCCCUCCUCUCCUGGGAUUUCAACCUCCGCUCCGAAGACGCCGGGCUGAUCGGGACCGUGAACCGCAAUUUCUCCGGUUUCGCACGAGAGAUCUUCACGGACUCUGGCGUUUACGUACUACGCAUGGAUAGCGCCGCGCAGUCUUCCGUGCUCGAGAGCAAAGAAGGACAAGAGGUAGCCAAGUAUGAGCGAGAAGCGACGGGUAUGACGUUAGAUCAACGAGCCGUCAUGUUGGCGACGGCGGUGAGCAUCGAUUUUGAUUACUUCUCCCGCCACUCGCAUGCGGGUGGGGGUGGAGGUUUCUUUCCCAUCUUCUGGCCCAUGGGCGGAGGCACUGCUGCUGAAGGCGCGGGCGCCGCGGGUGCGGGAGCUGGUGCGAUCGAAGGAGCGGGCGGCGCGGCGGCUGGAGGAGCCGGGGCGAUGGAAGGCGCGGGCACAGCAGUGGGAGCUGCGGGACGUGCGGCUGGCGGAGUAGGUGCAAGCGAGUCCGGAAUAGCGGCUGCGGGUACGAUGGCUGGGUACGAAGCUAUGCAGCGGGGCGCUUAUGGACAGCAGCAAGGUGGACAGCCGUUACCGGGUGAUCCGGCGAACGAGGCGGUGUUUGAUCCGGAUGGACAACAGCGGCAAGCGCAGCAGAGCCAGGGUGAAGGUCAGGGUCAGCCGGGCGAGCAGCGGGAGGGCGGUGGGAAUUGGUGGGAUAACGACAAUGAUCAAGAUCCGUGGGGCGGUGGAGGUGGUGGAUCGCCGCCGCCGAGUGCGGGCGGAGAGGGUGGAGGAGGUGGAGGAUCGAGCUGGACUGACGCACUAAGUGACUUCUUUGGCGACGGGGAUGGUUGA
This is a messenger RNA of Baudoinia panamericana UAMH 10762, 1668 nucleotides long. RefSeq lists its product as uncharacterized. The record is from RefSeq and is a predicted model, not a curated record. Gene Ontology annotation, biological process: plasma membrane phospholipid scrambling. Gene Ontology annotation, cellular component: plasma membrane. Lineage: Eukaryota; Fungi; Ascomycota; Dothideomycetes; Mycosphaerellales; Teratosphaeriaceae. Gene Ontology annotation, molecular function: phospholipid scramblase activity. The coding region runs from base 1 to 1668 and encodes 555 amino acids. The transcript has a single exon.